AUUCAACAAGAGUUUGAGGUAAUGAAUAAGAGGACUACUGGACAGAAAGCUGGCUUUUUUAAUCAAAAAAUAUACACCCAAUUCACAUGUGCCACCGACACUAACAACAUUCGAUUCGUUUUCGACGCCGUCACCGACAUUAUCAUUCGAGAUAACCUCCGCACGUGCGGGCUCUACUAA
Molecule: messenger RNA, 180 nt
Organism: Caenorhabditis elegans
Lineage: Eukaryota; Metazoa; Nematoda; Chromadorea; Rhabditida; Rhabditidae
Source: the annotation of a RefSeq genome assembly